Messenger RNA from Klebsormidium nitens, 3023 nucleotides. The record is from the annotation of a GenBank genome assembly. NCBI's taxonomy places the organism in Eukaryota, Viridiplantae, Streptophyta, Klebsormidiophyceae, Klebsormidiales, Klebsormidiaceae.
GCUAAGUACCAGCUAGCAGGCCUUGCAAAGGCAAUGCUGCCGGUCAUGCAUCUUCAUAAGGGUUACUUGACCACCCGUCGGUUGCAAGAGCAGCAUUUGGACAAAGCUUCCUUCCUGCAGGCGCUCAAGCAACCCCUCUGGUAGCCCGGCAAACAGGACAGCUCAUUCAGCACGCGCUAAAAGAUACAUCUUCUAAGGGCAGGUGAUUGAGGACAGCAUGGCCACGACGACGGAAGACGUGCGGAUGGAGAGCGGGGAGAGUCAGGAAGUGGAAACCUUUGCUUUCCAGGCGGAAAUUAACCAGCUGCUGAGUCUGAUCAUCAAUACGUUCUACAGCAACAAAGAAAUCUUCCUCAGGGAAUUGAUCAGCAACUCCAGUGAUGCUUUGGAUAAGAUCCGAUUUGAGGGUCUGACAGACAAGAGCAAGCUCGAUGCGCAGCCUGAGCUGUUCAUCCACAUUGUCCCUGACAAGACCUCAAACACCCUCAGCAUCAUUGACAGUGGCAUUGGAAUGACAAAAGCAGACUUGGUGAACAACCUCGGCACCAUCGCCCGCUCGGGCACUAAGGAUUUCAUGGAGGCGCUGACACAGGGUGCGGGUGACAUCAGCAUGAUUGGGCAGUUCGGUGUCGGCUUCUACAGUGCGUACCUAGUGGCAGAGCGGGUGGUGGUGACUACCAAGCACAACGACGAUGAGCAGUACAUCUGGGAGUCACAGGCAGGGGGCUCGUUCACUGUGAAGAGGGAUACCAGCGGAGAGGAUUUGGGGAGGGGGACAAAGAUUACGCUGUUCCUGAAAGAGGACCAGACUGAGUACCUGGAGGAGCGGCGCCUCAAGGAUCUGAUCAAGAAGCACUCCGAGUUCAUCAGCUACCCCAUCAGCCUGUGGAAGGAGAAGACCAGUGAGCGGGAGGAGUCUGACGAUGAGGAAGACCAGGAAAAAAUGAAGGAGGACAAGGACAAGGAGGAGGAGGGCAAGGUCGAAGAGGCCGACGACGAGGAGGAGAAGAAGGAGAAGAAGAAGAAGAAGGUGAAGGAGGUGACGCACGAGUGGGAGCUGGUGAACAAGCAGAAGCCGAUCUGGAUGCGCAACCCGGACGAGAUCACGCGCGAGGAGUACGCGGCCUUCUACAAGUCGCUCACCAACGACUGGGAGGAGCACCUGGCCGUGAAGCACUUCUCGGUGGAGGGCCAGCUGGAGUUCAAGAGCAUCCUGUUCGUGCCCAAGCGCGCGCCGUUCGACCUGUUCGACCAGAAGAAGAAGCCGAACAACAUCAAGCUGUACGUGCGGCGCGUGUUCAUCAUGGACAACUGCGAGGAGCUCAUCCCCGAGUACCUCAGCUUCGUCAAGGGCGUCGUCGACAGCGAGGACCUGCCGCUCAACAUCUCCCGCGAGAUGCUGCAGCAGAACAAGAUCCUCAAGGUGAUCCGCAAGAACCUGGUGAAGAAGAGCCUGGAGAUGUUCAACGACUUGGCGGAAAACAAGGAGGACUACAAGAAGUUCUACGAGGCCUUCAGCAAGAACCUGAAGCUGGGCAUUCACGAGGACAGCCAGAACCGGGCCAAGCUCGCCGAUCUCCUGCGCUACUAUACCACCAAGUCGCUCGACGAGAUGACGAGCCUGAAGGACUACGUGACGCGCAUGAAGGAGGGCCAGAAGAACAUCUACUACAUCACGGGAGAGAGCCUGAAGGCGGUGCAGAACUCGCCGUUCCUGGAGCGGCUCAAGAAGAAGGGCUUCGAGGUCAUCUUCAUGACGGACCCCAUCGACGAGUUUGCCGUGCAGCAGCUCAAGGAGUACGACGGCCACAAGCUCGUCUCCGCCACCAAGGAGGGCCUGGUGCUGGAGGAGACGGAGGAGGAGAAGAAGAAGUUCGAGGAGCUGAAGGCGCAGUUCGAGCCGCUGUGCAAGGUGAUCAAGGACAUUCUGGGCGACCGCGUGGAGAAGGUCGUCGUCUCCGACCGCGUCGUCGAGUCGCCCUGCGUGCUCGUCACCGGCGAGUACGGCUGGUCCGCCAACAUGGAGCGCAUCAUGAAGGCGCAGGCGCUGCGCGACAGCAGCCAGUCGCAGUACAUGGCGUCCAAGAAGACAAUGGAGAUCAACCCGACGAACCCGAUCAUGAACGAGCUGCGCAAGCGCGCGGAGGCGGACAAGGGCGACAAGACCGUCAAGGACCUCGUCCUGCUGCUCUACGAGACGGCGCUGCUGACGUCAGGCUUCAGCCUGGAUGACCCCACCACGUUCGGGAAGCGCAUCUACCGCAUGGUGCAGCUGGGGCUGUCGAUUGACGAGCCGGAAGAAGCGGAGGGCGGGGGGGAUGAGGACAUGCCGCCCCUUGAGGAGCAGGGGGCGGACGAGGGCAGCAAGAUGGAGGAGGUCGAUUAGGUUGGGCUCGAAUGGAGUUCCGGAAAUAAAGGGGGUUAGUGAGCAGGAAGCGAGUUAGUGGGGUCGGGAAGGCGGUAGUUCAUCCGCUGUGAUCUGAGGGUCCGUUAGACGGGUUAGUCGGGUUAAAUCGCUUAGCGGUGUGCGUGUAGAUAUGAUCAAGUAUAAGAGACCCGCAAGCGGCAAGCCAUGGAAGGGAUCAGCGCCAUCAUAAGAUCAGCGCUUUGCUGAGAGAGCAUAGUCGAGACCUUUGACAUUUUGAACGUUCUGGUUAUCAGUCCUAACAUAGUGUUUACAAAACACUAAGAGCAUGCGGAGAAGGGCUUUCAUAAGAGGACAUAGAAGGCGUUCUUGACCUACGAAAUGUGAUACAUUAUUUGUAUAGCAUAGUUUGAGUGAUGACCUUAUAGUGUUCUCUUCUGAAUGUCAAAAAUACUGUAGGACUUGUGCAGUUUCGAGACCAAUUUCGCAGCAAAAUCUCCAGGUCAUGCAUUAUGGCUGAAUACCGCGCACAAGGACUGUGGCAAAUUGACUUUAUCGUGGUUACUGUGACCCCUCUACCUUCCAAGCCGCAUGCUUUGACAUUACGUGGUUCACGGCCUUUCAAGCAAAAACUCGCUUACGUACGAGCAUAUUGGGG